GUUUUGAUAAUAUAAAAUUAAAAAAGAGAAAUGAUACAAAAAAUAUUAUCAAAUAUGUAUUUUUCAUAAUCAUUAAUUUUCAUAUAUAUAUAUAUAUAUUAAUUAUAUUAGAUAAUUCCUUAGCUUUUUUUAAAGAAAGAAUUGAUAAUAUUCUUUGGUACACUACUAAUCAAUUUGAUAUUUAAUUUAAUAAAAAGUGUAAUAUAUACUUAAUACGGAUCAACUUAUUUUUAUGAAGAUUCUAAGGAUUAUCAUAGUGAUGACACAUGUUUACGAAAACAUGUUGUAAUGCUCAAAGAUUAAUAUAUACUAGAUAUUGACCCACGCUUUGCAAACGCAGAAUAUUUUAUGACAAAUUUUUUUACUAAUAAUUUAACAAAUAUUUUGUUAAUUUAUAGGAAUUUUGUGUAUUUAAAAUAUUUGUAUUUAAAUCAAUGCUUUUAAAUUCGAACCCUAAAACCCUAGACUAACCGAUUGAAUCAAUGGAUGAUAGAUAUGUAGUCAAAUUUAUUUAAAUUGUUAUAUUUCAUAAUUUGUCACAUUUUAAUCUAAAUUUUAUAAUUGUUUUGUAAUUUUAUGAAAUUAUGACGUUUCUACAAAAUUUUGAUACAGUAAAUGAUAGAUAUAAAAUAAUUAAGAACUAUAAAUAUUUCUUGGUCAUAUUACUCAUUUUAUAUAGCUUAAUUAAUUUUAUUAUAAUUGUUUUGUGUAAUUUAUUUUGUUAAUAAUUUGGUUUAUAUUAUAAUCAGUUUAAAUUUGUUGUUAAAAAUUAUUUUUAGGCAUUUUUUAGAUAGCAUAUAUUUUGGAAUUUUUUAUAAUUAUUUUUGUUAUUAUAUUUAUUGUACAAUGUAUAACAUAUAUAUAUAUAUAUAUUUAUAUUUAUGUAAUGGCUAUUUUUGAAUUAUUGUGUUACUUAAAUAAAUUAUAUAAACAUUAUUUAAGAAAUAUAAAUAAAAUAAUUCAUUAAUUUAAUUGAUUUAUUAUUAAUUGAAAUUUUUUUCUAGUAUUUAAACGUGUAAAAAAUAAGUGCUUUUUUAUUUUUUUUCUUGUCUUAUAAAUUAUUUAAAUUUUCAAUUAUUUAAUUUAUCUAUUUUUUUUAAAGAAAAUUGUUAGAGAUUACUAAAAAAUGAGAUCUAUAUUUUAUAUCGUUUGGACACAAAAUUAAUUAUAAUGUUGUUUGAAAACAUGGAUAAUAAUAUAAUGAAAUGAGUACAUAGUUUGGAAACAUGGAUAAUAAUAUAAUAAAAUGAGCAUAUAGUUUGAAAAUAUGAAUAAUAGUAUAAAGAAAUUAAUAUUGGUAAUUUAAUGUAGAUUUAACUAUAAAGUAAAAAUGUGUAUUUAAUUUAAAACCUUACAAAAUAAAUGCUAGGUCUAACAUAAUAUUUUUAUUUUAAUAAGAUAGAUGAGAUUACGGUAUAUUAGCAAAUCAACAAAAACCAAAUGCAACUACAACAUGGUUGUUUCUUACAACUGACAUGUGUAUUAUUAGUGGGAAAAUAAAUUAAUGAGAUCAAUAUCUGUGUGGGAAAAAAUAAAUUUAAAAACGAAAGGAUAUCAUCUGCCUUCUCUAAAAGAUGAUUCUUACAUUUACAUACCAAAAGAGAGAUGCAAAUCUUAAAUCUUCCCCGCUAUUAUAAUAUGUGACUGUUGUUUCCUCUAUCUUUUACCAUCUUUGGCCUGAAGAAAUCGAAGUAAAUAAAAUUAAGAAAGCAUUACAGAAAAUUAAAGAAAUCUUUUUUAAUAAAAUAAACUUGAGAGAGAGAGAGAGGGAGGCCAUCUUGAUAAGAGAAGGAAGCCAUUACACAGAAAGAGUGGGAUGUCUUGUAGAAUGAACAAAACAUCCUCUGUUUCUCUUGUCCUUGUCCCCUUUUCCAGAUCUUAAGGUUUUCCACAUUUUUUUGCUAUCAUCAUCUGGGUCCUCUCCAAAAUGGAGCAAAAUAUGGAAUCUGUAUCGAAUCUGGGGAAGCUCUUCAUUGGCGGCAUCUCAUGGGACACAGAUGAAGAACGGCUCGGAGAGUAUUUUAGCAAGUUUGGAGAUUUAGUCGAAUCCGUGAUCAUGAGAGACCGUACGACAGGACGUGCACGUGGCUUUGGUUUCAUCGUAUUCGCAGAUCCUUCUGUUGCAGAGAGAGUCAUCAUGGAGAAACACAUCAUCGAUGGCCGUACGGUCGAGGCGAAGAAAGCUGUACCACGGGAUGAUCAUUAGCAAGUGCUGAAACGGCACGCUAGUCCAAUGCACCUUAUCUCAUCACCUAACCAUGGUGGUAAUGGUGGGAGAACAAAGAAGAUCUUUGUAGGUGGUUUACCAUCGAGUAUCACCGAGGCCGAGUUCAAAAACUACUUUGAUCAGUUUGGUAAAGUUUCUGACGUUGUGGUGAUGUAUGAUCACAACACACAGAGGCCACGUGGCUUUGGCUUCAUCACUUUUGAUUCAGAAGAGUCUGUGGAUAUAGUUCUUCACAAGACCUUCCACGAGCUUAACGGCAAAAUGGUUGAGGUUAAAAGAGCAGUGCCAAAGGAGCCUUCCCAAGCGUCUAUUAACCGAAGCAGCCCGGUUCUUGGGUUCGGUAAUAACUACGGAGUAGUCUCUAAUAAUAGCUACUUCAAUAGUUUUGCUCCUGGUUAUAUUAGUAACAACCCUGGUGGACGGUUUAGUCCCAUUGGUAGCGGUAGAAAUGCUUUCUCUAACUUUGGUCUUGGCUUGAAUCAAGAACUGAGUUUGAAUGGAAACACACUUGGCUUUAACCGGGUCCCUGGGGACCAAUACUUCAACAAUGCUUCACCAAACCGGUUCAACAGAGGCGACUCUGCUUACAAUCCCAGCAAUAGAGAUUUGUGGGGAAACAGUCCAGGCUUGAACUUGGGUGUCUCUGUUGGUAACAACAGAGGAAACUGGGGCCUUUCUGAUACUAAUGGCUAUGGGAGAAGCGUUGGGACAGGUUCUGGACUUUCUGCGUUAUCAUUCUCUGGUAACAACAACAACACAAACGGUUUUGAUAGCUCUAUAGGGGAGUUGUACAGAGGGAGCUCGGUUUAUAGCGACUCAACGUGGCAGCAGAUGUUGCCUCAUCAGUCUUCUAAUGAGUUAGAGGGUUUGUCUCGCUCUUAUGGGUUUGGUAUUGGCAAUGUAGGCUCAGACCCAUCUGCUAAUGCCUCUGAAGGUUACCCUCGAAGCUACAGUGUUGGAGGAAAUAGACAAACAAAUAGACGUAUGCAUCUUAAAGGUAUUGAAGCAUAGAGGAAAAGACAGAUGAAGAAAGUGAUACUUGUAGAUCAAGAAAGAACAAUGUCCCUUGCAGAGUUGUAAUUUAAUAUCGUGAAAAGUAGAGAAAGAGAUACCUUCUUCACAGUGAGUUUAUGUGUUUUUUUUUUUUGCUUCUGUAUCUAAUUCUUACAUAAAGAUAAGAUCAGAUGAGUAGCUGCAAAGAUGCAAGUUUGGGAUGAUCAAAGAUUUAGUUUCUGCGUUUGUCUCCAUAGCAAUAACUAGAGAUCGUUGAUUCUCGAUCACUAUUCUUUAGGUUUUCACUUCUUCCUUCAAGAUUCUUCAUGUUGUGUGCUGUGUUUGUAACUCUAAUUGUUAACUUCUGUUUUUUACAUAUUUUUUAUUUGGUUUAAACAUUCGAUUUGAAUUGUUAGAUUGAGAGAAAACAUUGGUCCAAAAUGAUUACAUUUGUUGCAUUUGA
Brassica rapa (field mustard) is the source of this 3683-nucleotide messenger RNA. Its product is annotated as heterogeneous nuclear ribonucleoprotein 1. NCBI's taxonomy places the organism in Eukaryota, Viridiplantae, Streptophyta, Magnoliopsida, Brassicales, Brassicaceae. The record is from RefSeq and is a predicted model, not a curated record. Gene Ontology annotation, molecular function: mRNA binding. Gene Ontology annotation, biological process: regulation of translation.